AUGACCUUUCCAUGGGUGAUGAGGUGGACGAAGGGCGCGCGUGGGGCCGUGGUGAUAUUUCCGAACAAGGGGGAGGUGUGGGCACUUUACAGGAACUGGGCGCCAGUUCGCGAGUACAAGGUGGUGUGGGUGGUGGAGGAGUAUGAGAGAGGGGAGGUGAGUGUGGUGGUGCCGCUUGAGAAGGUGGGUGGGUAUAGGACAGUGUUUAAGUCGAGGUCGGGUGGAGUGAGGAGGAUUGUGAGGGAGGAGAUGUUUCGUUUUUCGCACAGGGUGCCGCAUUAUGAGGUGGAGAUGCUGGGAGGGUGCCUGGAGCUUGACCCGACAGUGUUGCUGUAA
Molecule: messenger RNA, 336 nt
Organism: Striga asiatica
Lineage: Eukaryota; Viridiplantae; Streptophyta; Magnoliopsida; Lamiales; Orobanchaceae
Source: the annotation of a GenBank genome assembly